AUGCAAUUCCUGUCAGGAAUUCGCAGCAGUAACCAACUGUACGGUACAGAGAUGUUGAAGCCUGGUAACCCUGACACUUGGAAACCGCCUCACGAGUGGAAUUGCUCUUCGUCACCGGAAAUUUCAACACCAGCGCUAGAUGAGAAGACCAAAGGCCUGAGAAUCCGCGGCGAACAGGGCCAUUACAUGUCUCCAGGACUAACGACACUGCAAAGAGAGGUGCGCAUGAUGGCUGCCGCAAGCCCGGAACUCAUGCUAGCGAACAUGAGAUCCGAGAUGGGAGAUGCCUCGGACGCCAGAGUAUACAAGGAGAUCGAGAUGACGAAGAAGCGAUGGUUGUUCUCGGCUCUUCACCAGCACGAAGGCUAUGCCGAUUUCAGGCACGAGAGUUUUCAUGUCACUGCACCGAGCUCGCCACGGACAGUCAGACUAUUGGCAGUAUAUGAAACGCAAGGUCAGCAACUGCCUCCUAGCUUCAUCGGCCUUAUCCAUAAUUUUGAGAGACAAGCGGUCACUAAUACUGCAUUUAUAGCAUCUGCGACCUUCCUUGCUGCUCUCCACCCAAACAUCAAGAUAUCUCAUCUUUCACCGAGUCCCAUUUCUCCCGAUCUUUUCCCCAACGUUCAGCCGAUACUCGUUCCCACUAUAUCGGCGUCCGCUGCGUCACACCCGCUGCCCCCUCAGCUGUUCUCAGCUGUGACCUGUCUAUCAAUGCCGACAUUGUUUGCAUCUACUGAGAUUCCUCGGUUUCUGCGUCAAGUGAAUCGUUGCUUGACGCCAGGGGGAGCGCUUUAUCUGACUAUCAUUGACCCUGAGCCGGAAAGCACAUCAAUGGGACCAAAAUUACGUCAGUGGAUGAUAGACAAACUCACUAUAAAUCUUGAGAGGAUGUGCCGUACGACUGUUCCUAGUCGUACCCUUCCCGCUUGGUUGGCAGUGAGACGUUUACGGGGGAAGGGCAGCACAAUCUCGACGAGGUCUGUUCCUGCGGUCCCUGAAGGUCUUACCAAGAUACAGGGGGUAAAAGACCAGAGCAGUAUCGAGGUUGAACUGCGAUGCCUCGUCAUGAGAAUGCUAUGGCAAGAGGUCUGGGGAAGUUUCGUGCAUGCCAAGACCUGGUGGUGGGAAGAGCAGGACAUCGUGGACGAAUGCAUUGAGCUGGGCACGUAUUGGAAAUACUCCCAUGUCGUGGCAGUGAAAGAGAGCAGCUGA
Molecule: messenger RNA, 1212 nt
Organism: Neoarthrinium moseri
Lineage: Eukaryota; Fungi; Ascomycota; Sordariomycetes; Amphisphaeriales; Apiosporaceae
Exons: 1
Coding region: 1-1212 (403 amino acids)
Source: RefSeq, a predicted model, not a curated record